UCUGUGACGAUUGUAUAAAAAGUGCCGUAAUUUUCGCAAUUUUCCGGAAAACUUUGCCUAUUGUUUCUUGGGAAAUUGUGCGCUAAUAGAAACUGAUCGACAAUGGCAUCGAGUCCGCAAGAGGAAUUAGAACUUUUGGAGCGUGUCCUGCUUCGGCUUGGAUGUGCCGAUACGGACGAACAGCUGCAAAACACGGUGACCAAGUUUCUGACGCCGGUGCUGAUCAAGAUCACCUCCCCCUCGGAAGCGGUCCGCAAGAAGGUGAUGGAAAUCCUAACGCACAUCAACAAGCGAUUGAAGUCGAGGAAUCAGAUCCAGCUGCCGCUGGGGCCCUUGCUGCAGCAGUACCAGCAGUCCAGUUCGACGUUUUUGAUUAAUUUUGCAAUCAUCUACGUCACGAUGGGUUUCCCUCGCUUGACGGUGGAGGAACAGACCGAGUUGGCUCCCCAGCUAAUGAACUGCUUGGAAGGGAAACCGCAGCCGCAUCAGGAUAAGAUCUUGAUGCUGGUUCUUCCCCUUUUGGGUGAGAUCAAAAUACCGGAAAAUCCGGAAAAUCGUUCGGAAUUGUUGGGACUGUCUGGAAAGCCGCACACCAAACAGCAGCUGCUGUCGAUUUUGAUGGAUGUCCUGCUGCUGCCGUACGGAACAACCCAGGAUGGCGAAGUACCACCGGGGAUGAGUAGCUACUCUUUCAAGCGGGUUACGACCGAGCAACUGAAGGCGGAAGAGUUGGAACAGCUGAAGAAGGGAAUAGUGAGAUUUCUCUGUGCGGGGAUUUUCCCCGAAACGGAAAUGUUGGCCCAUUUGAUUGUGGCAUCGGCGGAUACGCGGUUCUCGGUGGCAACGCCGGCGAUCGUCGAGUUGAAUAAGAUUUGCUCAUCGCUUGAUUGGACGGAUCCAAAACUAUCGGCUCCGCUUUAUACUUUGUUCUCGGGAAAUGGUUCGAAGAUUCCGGAUCGCAAAACUAGUCCCGUGAGCACCCGGGUCCGGCAGAAGCUGUUUCAGCAUUUGCUCAAGUGCCGAGGAAAUGGCAUAAUUACGGCGAAGGGCAUCCAGGUCAUCUUUGAGGCACUUUUUGGGGAGAAUACCAACCAGAAGUGCAAGGUUCUUGCCUUGCAGUUUGCGGAAAAGUUGAUCACCAAUGGUCAACCGGAACUGAUCAACAAGUUGUCCAAAGUGCUGCUAACGGGAAUCUCCAAGCUCAUCGGUACAUCAUCGGAAGAGGUAAGCGAAGUUCAGAAUGCUGCCUACAAUGCCAUGGCUCAGCUAGCGAUCGUCUGCCCGACGACGGUCAAUCAGGAUGUUCAGCUGGUGGCUUCCUACUUUGACCAUCUUUCGCAAUCUCCCGCGGAGUUGCAUUCUUCGAUUCGCGAAGCCCUCGUGGCUCUGGCUCAAGCGUUAGAUUGGCGGAAGCAGCCCAAAGGCGUUCCCGUUGAAGCUGAACUGCCCAAAGACGGCAAGGAUCACGUCAUGACGGCCAACGGUAGGUUCGUUCCGAACUCGAAUCAGAUUCUCCUACUGGGGCUGCUGGGCGAGAAGGCAGAAUCUAAAUUGACGAUCGUGCAGAACGUAGCAUCGGUGUUUUUGACAACCUGCUUCCCGGACUAUUACGUUCCCUCGAGGUAUCUGCUGCUGAUCAUUUGUGGCGAGAGUGCCCAGCUGCGCGAAAUGAUGACGACCUAUUUGUACGGGGUUUCCAAGAAGGACCACAUCAACUACGGCUCGAUCAUCUCUGUUGAAGACUAUGAAGAAGAUUCCUCGGUAAGCGAGGCAAAGAAUCCAUUUUCCGCUACCAACGAACCCAGAAAGAUCGUUCUGCCCUGUUUCCGCGAUAUGGUCGAAUACGUUGCGUUGAAAUCUGAGCGAAAGAUUGCCACUAUCAUGGAUCGUCCUGGCUACGGAAAGAUCAAGCUUCCGUACAACUUCGGUACCUACAUCGAAGUGCUGGACUAUCUGAGGAUCUGUUUGUUAUUCAACGCCGGGGUCAAUACCCAUCCCAAUGACGACAAGGAAAUGAUCAAGCUGACAGGCUUCCUCAAGCACUUUGUCGCCGAAUCCAGUAACGAAGCGGUCAUUCACAAGUACAACGACCUCAUCCGAAGGCUGAUCAUCGUCCGGAAGGGAAUCACCGAACUGACAUGCCUCUACGAUCUGGUCAACGGCGUUCCGGAAGUGCUAGCCAAGGAGAACAAAGACCUCCUGAACACCCUCGGCUUAUCACUCAAGGAAAUUUCCGAACCCACGCGAGUCCUAAUAGCCAAGGUCUACGGAAUCCUGCUGGCCUACAACAGUGACGAAUCGGAACUCGAAUCCCAAAUUAAGGACCUUCUCGCGCUCGCCAACAAAUCCCUCGAAAACCGCCACGGCUCGAUCCUGGCCGCAGCGAACGCCAUCCACCGAAAACUCCUCCUCACUCCGGAACUCCAGCACUGGCAAGUCUACAAAGACCUCGUCUCCCUUCUGAUCUCCCUGCUCAACGACCAACAAUCCCUCCUCCAAUCUGCCUCCAUAAAAAGUCUCAGCCUGAUUGGCUCCACCUCUCCACUCCCUCUCCCUGCGGAAGCCACAGCAAACAAAAUGGAAACCGACUCGGACUGCCCCACCAAAACGUCGCUCUUCAAGGCACUCAUGACCCUGCUCCAGAGCGGUCAUACCAAGGCUAAAAUCCGCGAGGACGUUGCCCACUGCCUGGGUUAUCUGGCCGUAGGCGAUGUGGAAUUCUUCGCCAAACGACUGCUGGAAGGUUUCCUCGGGUUGCUCAAGAUGACCAAGGAUCCGGCGUUGCACAUCGCCAUGGGGCAGGCAUUGGUUUACACCUUGCAAGGUCUGUCCAGCGGGGACCGACAGGCGGAUCAGGAUUCCCAGGGGAACGUAAGUGACGAAACGUUGACCUGGUUCCUGAUCGAGCUGGUCCGGAAGGUGAACGAACCGCAUGCUUACCUGAAGCAGGCGUGCGCCAUUUGGCUGCUGGCAAUUGUGAAGAACUGCUCCAAGCGGUCGCCGAUCGAAGACAAUCGGCAGGUUUUGCAGCUGGCGCUGACGGAUUUGCUGUCGGAGGAUAACGAACUGGUCCAGGAUGUGGCGUCCCGGGGUUUGGGAAUUGUGUUUUCGCUUUCGACCAACGACGGCCAGGAGGAGCUGUCCAAUCUGCUGCUGGAUCAACUGGUGGGCGGUCGAAGGCAGGUGCAGAAGGUGGCCGAAGAUACGAAGCUGUUCGAGGAAGGUGUCCUGGGAAAGGCUCCCUCCGGUGGUAACCUAACGACCUACAAGGAACUCUGCAGUCUGGCAUCGGAUCUGAACCAACCGGAGAUGAUCUACCAGUUCAUGCAGCUGGCCAAUCACAACGCCACCUGGAACAGCAAGCUGGGUGCCGCCUUCGGGCUGCAGUCGAUCUCCAAGACGGCCAAACUCAAGAUGGAACCCUACCUGGGCAAGAUCGUCCCGCGGCUGUUCCGCUACAAGUACGACCCGACGCCGAAGAUCCAGAACUCGAUGAUCAGCAUCUGGGACUCGGUGGUCAGCGAUUCCAAGGCCACGGUGGAGGCGUACUAUUGGGAUAUUUUGGACGACGUUAGCAAGAACUUGACUUCGUCGGAGUGGCGGACCCGUAUCGCUUGCUGCCUAGCGGUUCGGGAUCUGAUCAAGCGCAAUGCCGGAUUGAAGCUGCGUUCGGAUGAUUUAAAGAAGAUCGACGGUGGCGAUGAGAAGAUGGAUGUGGAUGAUAAGACCGUUCCGGAACCGGAACUGGCCUUCUUGUGGAGUCAGCUGUUCAGGGUGAUGGAUGACAUCCACGAGGGGACUCGCAUGGCGGCUGAGGGAACGGCUAGCGCGUUGAGUAAGGUGUGCGUUGUUGCGGCGUCAAGUGAUCACAGCAAGUCGGGACUGAACGUGGCCAGUUCGAUAAUUCCGAUGUUUUUGGAGACUGGAGUUACAAAUACGGUGGCGGAGAUUAGGAAGCUGAGCAUCAAGACCCUGUCGGAUUUGAUCGAUUCGGCUGGGUCGUUGAUUUUGCCGCAUUUGAACAGCUUGGUACCGUGCUUGUUGCAAGCUACAGGAGAGUUAGAUUCUGCAAAAUUGUCCUAUCUGUCGACGAUGAUGGCCGGCCAGUCGGGAACUCAAGAGGUGGUAGAUUCUAUGAGGGCGGAAGCUGCCAAGCAGCACUACACCAUGGAGACGUUGUCCAAGUGCAUUCGUCACAUCGACUAUGCUACUUUGGAGAAGAUGACUCCGGCGGUGCUAGAUGUCAUGAGGACUGGUGUCAAUUUGGGAACGAAGGUUGCCGGUGCGCACUUUGUGUGCUUGAUAAGCAUCCAGAUGGGUUCGCAAAUGCAGCCACUGACCGGAAAGUAUUUGGGAUCGUGUUUCACGGGACUAUCCGAUCGGAAUGCAACGGUCCGGAAGUAUUUCGCCUCGGCGAUUGGACACCUCAUCGGUACGGCUAAAGAACAGUCGAUCGUUCGAUUGUUCGCGAAGUUGCAAGAAUUGUACUUUGAGCAGCAAUCCAACCGAGCGGUACCGCUGACGAUCCAAGCGAUCAACAAGCGCCACCAGGAGGUCUUGAAGGACUACUCAUCGAACAUCUUGCCGUUGAUGUUCUUUGCCAUGCACGAGGAGGUCACCGAAGACAACAAAUCCACGAUCGAGUUGUGGCAGGAAUUGUGGCACGAUAUCAACACCGGAGAUGCCGGUUUGAGGAUGAAUCUGGAUGCGAUCCUGCAGAUCUUGGAAAGCAGACUGAACGAUCCCUCGUGGUUGCUGAAAGCUCAGGCUGGAAAUGCCAUCAACACGCUGGCUACGAAGCUCAAUACCAACCUGGACGAUUCGGUGCGACUGAAGUUGAUCGACCUGAUUCUGGCCAACGUGUCCGGGAGAACCUUCCAGGGCAAGGAGAAGCUGCUGCAAGCCUUGGCUAGCUUGUGCAAGAACCUGAAGAAAGACACAAACCACUACGUUCAGAUCAUUGAUGCCGUCAUGAAGGAGUGCCGCAAGGAAGAACCGGUCUACCGGAUGCAUACCCUGAAAUCGCUGGGAAAUAUCCUGGACGAGUUGAAGGAGGAUCGCUUCGAAGAGGUGUACAACAUGGUUUGGCAUUUGCUCGACAAGCAGGACCUCUCCGAUGGCGACAAGGACGACAAGGAGGUCGUUUCGUCCGAUGAAAAGAACAAACAGAUGAUGAUCUUUGUCAAUUUGAAGGAGACGGUCUGCGAAACGCUGGGCAAGGCCUGGCCAGAGCACUCGAUCGAGACCCAGAAGCGCUAUCAGGUGAUGUUUGUGGAGAAAUGCGUGCAGUGUUUGAAGCUAAACACCCGGCAGGUGCAGAUUUGCUUGCUGCAAGCGUUGGGACGGUUCCUGGAGAGGUUACAUCUGCUGAGGAAGCAGGGCGAUGUUCAGGUGGUGGAGGAAAACAAGGAGAAGAAGGCCAAGGUCGACGAGGAUGGUGGCGAGAUUUUGGAGAACAUCUGUAAGACUGUGCUGUCGGCGAUCGUGGAUGUGGCAGGAAUCCCGCACACUGGACUGAAGAAGGAAGCCCUGAACAUCAUGCUGAUUCUGAUCAACAAGCUCAAGGCAAAGGAACCGGCCAAUGGGACGGAACUUGCGAUGGUUCGGCAGACCUUCGAGCAGAUUACGGCACUGCUGCAGAAGGACGCUGCACCGGAGGUCAAAUGUCGUUUGAAAGAUAUCGAAGAUAAACUCAAGUAAUCGUGAGUAGUAUAACUACGUGCAGC
Ochlerotatus camptorhynchus is the source of this 5726-nucleotide messenger RNA. RefSeq names its product proteasome-associated protein ECM29 homolog. The record is from RefSeq and is a predicted model, not a curated record. Bases 103 to 5700 code for a protein of 1865 amino acids. Gene Ontology annotation, cellular component: cytoplasm; nucleus. The transcript has 10 exons. Lineage: Eukaryota; Metazoa; Arthropoda; Insecta; Diptera; Culicidae. Gene Ontology annotation, biological process: proteasome assembly. Gene Ontology annotation, molecular function: molecular adaptor activity.